Gracilinanus agilis (Agile Gracile Mouse Opossum) is the source of this 853-nucleotide messenger RNA. Its product is annotated as translin-like. The record is from RefSeq and is a predicted model, not a curated record. Gene Ontology annotation, molecular function: single-stranded DNA binding; sequence-specific DNA binding; RNA binding. Gene Ontology annotation, biological process: RNA metabolic process. Bases 1 to 687 code for a protein of 228 amino acids. Gene Ontology annotation, cellular component: nucleus; cytoplasm. Lineage: Eukaryota; Metazoa; Chordata; Mammalia; Didelphimorphia; Didelphidae. The transcript has a single exon.
AUGUCUGUGAGCGAGAUCUUCAUCGAGCUGCAAGGAUUCCUGGCUGCUGAGCAGGACAUUCGAGAGGAAAUCCGGAAAGUUGUACAGAGUUUAGAGCAGACAGCCCGAGAAAUUUUAACUUUGCUUCAAGGGGUUCAUCAAGGUUCUGGAUUUCAGGACAUUCCAAAGAAAUGUCUGAAAGCUCGAGAACAUUUUGACACAGUAAAAACACAGCUAACAUCUCUGAAGACCAAGUUCCCUGCUGAACAGUAUUACAGAUUUCAUGAACAUUGGCGGUUUGUAUUGCAGCGCUUGGUCUUCCUGGCAGCAUUUGUUGUGUAUUUGGAAACAGAAACACUUGUGCCUCGAGAAGCAGUUACAGAAAUACUUGGCAUUGAACCAGAUCGAGAAAGAGGAUUUCAUUUGGACAUUGAAGACUAUCUCUCUGGUGUGUUAAUUCUUGCUAGUGAACUGUCUCGCCUGUCAGUUAACAGUGUCACUGCUGGGGACUAUGCCCGUCCUCUUCAUAUCUCUACAUUCAUCAAUGAGCUAGAUUCUGGCUUCCGACUUCUUAACUUAAAAAAUGAUUCACUGAGAAAACGCUAUGAUGGCCUGAAGUAUGAUGUGAAAAAAGUAGAAGAAGUGGUCUACGACUUGCCAAUCCGAGGUUUCAAUAAGGAAGCAGCAGCCGCUUGUACAGAGAAAUAGAUUUUCCUUGUUAUUGGCCUUGUUUACUUCCAGUGGUUGCCAGUAAAGGGGUGGGAACUUUAAUAUCCCUCUCCUGUGGUAGUUUAGAAGCUGCAAAUGCUUAAAAACUUCUCUUUAUUUUCUUACCAGUUGCAUGGUACAGGUAUAAGAAAUGAAACACUUUUUU